Messenger RNA from Marasmius oreades (fairy-ring Marasmius), 1802 nucleotides. RefSeq lists its product as uncharacterized. Gene Ontology annotation, cellular component: plasma membrane. NCBI's taxonomy places the organism in Eukaryota, Fungi, Basidiomycota, Agaricomycetes, Agaricales, Marasmiaceae. Gene Ontology annotation, biological process: intracellular protein localization. The record is from RefSeq and is a predicted model, not a curated record. The transcript is spliced from 3 exons. The coding region runs from base 34 to 1260 and encodes 408 amino acids.
GUUCGUUGAACCCAGACUUUUCCCCUCACCGCCAUGGACGACGAGCAGCGACAGAACGAUGACUGGGCCAACAACCGAAACAACCGACUUCCCUCCUUCACUGAAGUUCUGUCCAGGAAAACCCGGCCACCGGUCGAUCUUUUCAUGUUUUAUCUGUUUCUACAGAGAGAAGGCGCUGAGGAUAUCCUUGACUUCUGGCUAGAUGUACAGCAGCAUGAAAAUCUCUGCCGUGCGUAUUUUAAGGACGUUAGAAAAUCCGGUCGCACCAUCAAGGAGGAUUGGCCCCAAUAUUGGGAUUACGCUCGUCGCCGUGGCUCAAUCUAUGGUACUGUCGUCGGUCUACAUCCUCAAGAUGCCCUUGCAACGAAGAGAAGCACCGCGAGUACAGGAGACAUGCUCAGCGAACAGGAUAAGCGAAACCUUGCAUCUCCAGAGGAGAAAGGUCGCUCAACUUCGCCACGGCCUGUGAUGUCCGAGCAAACUCACAUUGACUCGACCUCACCGAUCAAUGACCCGUUUGCGCGUUCUACGACACCUUUCUCGUUGUCAGGACGCACUCCAACCCUUUUCAAUAAACGCGCAUCACGCGCACCAACAGUCAUCCCACGAUCUUCAGCAAUCACGCGUCUAGAUUUAAUUGCUUCUGCAGAACGAAUCUACUACCGCUACCUCUCUCCUGCAGGUCAAGCGGUCAAUUCUGAGGAAAAUCACGAAAUAUACCUCCCUCCCUCUCUUCGUAUACAUUCUUUUCCUUUGAGCUCUUCGUCGGAACCCAAGACCCAAACCGAGCACGCGAUUAUGGCCCAGAUCCCUGACAUGUUCCAUGCUCAGAAGGAGUAUUGUUUCCGUGCCAUGGAGCAGGAUGCCUUCCCUCGCUUCUUACGAGCCAAGGCCUUUGGGAAUCUCACCCCAGUUUCAUCUCUUGUGAGACUCAUACUGGGAUUGAUAGUACUCUGGAUUGGGCUUGCCGUAGCCUUUUCACUGGUAUUCCUCGACGUUCAACCUAAAUCUAAACGAUUUUUUCUUUUCCUUCCGUUCACUGUCGCCAUCCUAUUCCUUAUUUCACACCAGUACGAACUCGACCCCAUCUUAGUCUUUCUCAGACAGUCCGAGACAACACCGUUCCGGACGCUCACUAUCCGAGAGCCAUAUGUCAAGAAGCUCUUACUUGGUCGUGCAAUAUGGGUAUCAGUACUGGUAGCAGCCUUUGUGACAGCAUUGACUAUGUUGUUCUGGGCCGUGCCUGGGCAUAGACUAUAACAAAUUUCACUUGGGUCUUUCCAUAACGAUUCUACAUGACCUCUUUCUUAUCGUCACUAUAUUAGUUAUUUCCGAAGUUUUCUCCUUGGUUCCUGUAUUGAUUAUCUCUUACCGUGUUAUCGUGUUGCAUGGUCCAUUAUUGAUCCGCUCCUCGUUCCUCCUCCACUUUUAGGAUACCCUCAGUCUACUACUAUGAACCACCCCUAACUUGACACUCUUUUAUCCCUCUCGCCUAUUAUUCUUGAUUUCUUCAUGCUGACGUUGGCAUUGUAGUUCUUCUAUCUCUGCAACCAAUCAGCUCGUCUCCGGUGCCGGAAACAACAGCCUCGGGUGUGGUCUGUCAGAUUGGUGACUUUGGUGGCAAGGUACGCCCGUGCCCAUCUGGACUUUCGGGCGUUCUACUAUGUGUAUUCUUCCCGGGGAAUCGAGUACAAUACAACGCUUAGAUCAACUAUUUAUUACACCAAUGCUCUGGUUCGCGACGGGGUGUGGUAGAGUAACGAUUCAAUAAAUUCUUGCCUUCGGUAAUGUCCAUAUUCUGA